Molecule: messenger RNA, 1576 nt
Organism: Fomitopsis serialis
Lineage: Eukaryota; Fungi; Basidiomycota; Agaricomycetes; Polyporales; Fomitopsidaceae
Exons: 3
Coding region: 1-1521 (506 amino acids)
Source: RefSeq, a predicted model, not a curated record
AUGGCUUCAGCUUACAAGGAAACCGCCCCUGCUACAUCGCUCUUUACCGGCGCCGACGGGAACCUCCCGUACAUGCAUCUCCCCGAAGCCACCCUGACUUUCAGCAGACCACUGGGGAGCAGCGAGCUCGGCUGGCUACACACGGUCACAGACGAUGCAGUCGUGCAGGCCUGCGCCGCGCUCCGCCUUCGCCACCCCCUCCUCGUGUCCAAGGUCGCGUUCCACACCACAGCGCCACCGUCGGUCGUAUACGCCUCCCCGCUCACUCGGGCGCACGCCCUGCGCGAGGCGACAGCUCAGAUCGAGUUCCAUACAUUUCACGACCAGGACGCCACCACAGAGGCUCUUCGUGACCGGUGGCUGUCCCCGACACCCGAGGACGCUCUCGACAUGCGCAACGGAACGUGUUCCCUCUACUGGGCCCGCGACGUUGAUCCGCGCUCCGGGAAGUACAUCCUCGGCUUCAUGAUGCCGCACUUCAUCACUGACGGACGGCGGCGGUUGAACCUCGUCCGCUGCAUGUUGGACUUGCUCCCAGGCAGGGCGCAGCGGGAGCUCGCGGCACAUUUUGCCGGAGAAGUGCCGGUCGUGGAGAUCCCACCUGCGCUGGAUAGCCUCUUGCCCGACAUGGGUAACACCGAGCCGGCUGAACUCGCUAAAGCGAAGACAGCGUUUGACGAGCUUGUCCAGUAUCGGAGCAAGCCCACGUCCGGUCUUGUUCCUGACGGUGUCAUCUCAGAGGACAACCUACACCCUCGAGUCGUGCGCCAGACGUGGUCCGCGGAAGAGACCAAAUACAUCUUGAAGGCCUGCAAAGCCCAUAGCGUCACGAUCACGCACCUCGCGAACGUCGCCAGCGCCUUCGCCUGCCUGCAGCGCCCGGGCGCAGCUCAAGUCAACGGUUUCUCCAGCGGCGAGGACGCGUACUACUUCGAGUUAUGUCAAGCAUUGGACAUCAAUGCCAAGCUUCCCCAGGUGUCGCGCAACGGGGAGACAGAGACGGCCGUUCGCAUCGUCACCUACCCCGUCCUGCUGUCCGUGCCGUGUACUGCAGCUGUCGAGUCCGCGGGCACGAUCGCAAUAUGGGAUGCUGCGCGGCAGUUCAAGGAGAGACAUGACGCAUAUGUGAACUCGCCUUACUUUUGGCAUUUUACUCGCUUCUACAGGGCUAUCGCCGUCGAGAAUUACAUGACACAGAGGGCUGGCAAGACCUUCAUGCCCUACAUGAGCAGCAUGGGUGACCUCAAGGGCAUCCUGCCAACUCGUUACUCUGUUGAGGCAUCCCACGCAGGUGUGAACGAAGCCGGGAGCCACAGCGCCGAGAUCCGGGUCCUGGACUCGAUCGCGGCGGAGAAAGUCGAUCCGCAGGUGGCGAGCUUCCUGCUGUACACGUUCGACGACAGAUUGAACCUGCAGUUCAAGUGGAAUGCGGGGCGGACGAGCGACAAUCUCAUUAACGGCUGGUUUGGCCGUGUUGUGGAGAUCAUUUUGCAGGCAGCUGGUGACGAGGGUCCGAUGUAGUUCCAUGCCGAUGUAAUUCCUUGUAAACUCGUGUCUGUCUAUGACGUUCGGUUCC